Molecule: messenger RNA, 2156 nt
Organism: Nematostella vectensis (starlet sea anemone)
Lineage: Eukaryota; Metazoa; Cnidaria; Anthozoa; Actiniaria; Edwardsiidae
Exons: 1
Coding region: 128-1252 (374 amino acids)
Source: RefSeq, a predicted model, not a curated record
GCAAUUUGUUUUGAUCUAGAAGUCGGAUUUCAAAGGGCCUUUUUCGAUGGGGUUUUCGAUUUUCUCUUGUUUGGGUUCCCUGUGUUUUAUCCACGUGACCGAAUAGAUCACUAACAAGAGAGUUUACAUGCAGUACCUUCCUAAAUAUCGAUCUUCACAUUUCAACAUCAAAUCAAAAUACAACCUUCCAUUUUACUCUUCAAAUAUGCCUAAAUUCGCUAACCAGAGACGCAAAAAGCGGCGUUUUUGUGGGAACCGCUUUACAGGAAGUCUCAAUUUAGAGGAAAGCGAGUAUAAGAGAGUUGAAAACAGUCCUAAUGAGUCGGAAAACGAACCGAGUUGUUCGACUGACAUGGAGCCUGUUCAAGAAGGCAAUCCUGCAAAAUCUGCUUCUUUUCGAAAGCUUUCGAAAACCGCUGUCGAGGCAGAUACAGUGCCUAAACCUUCCCAAUCCACUGCAAAGGUAUCUGAUGCUAAGGUGACCGGGUAUCGUUUCGUGGAUAUGGACAUUCUUAGCUAUUUUUUCGCUUUGCUACGAUGUGGUGACUGUGGCGAGUUCUGCCUCGUGCUCGGGGAAGACGAGCACAACCGGAAGGGUUGUGCCUCGAAGCUACGUCUAACCUGCCAGAACUGGGACUGGAAGCAUAUCACUUAUACUUCGAAAGUUCAAGGGCAAAGUUAUGAAGUGAAUCGCAGACUGGUUUACAGCAUGAGAACACUCGGAAAGGGACAUACUGGAGCCAGAAAGUUAUGUUUACUUAUGAACAUGCCGCCACCACCUACUGCGAGGGCAUUCACUAAAAACUCGCGCACACUGCUGAAGCAUGUAAAGGAAAUUGCAACCAAAAGUAGGGGUGAUUCUGCAAAACAGCUUAAAGCAGAUACAUCGGAUGGGCCAACCAAUUGCGGUGCUUCAUUCGAUGGCACCUGGCAGAGAAGGGGCUUUUCAUCUCUGAAUGGCUGUGUCACCGGCAUCUCUAUUGACACAGGGAAAGUUCUCGAUGUAGAGGCCCUUACGGUGUCCUGCAAACAAUGCAAGCUGCAUGAUCAUCUAGAUAAGGAUAGUGAGGAAUACAGUUUGUGGAAGGCAGAUCACAACGACUGCAAGGCCAACUUCAGGGGUUUCGCACCUGCUAUGGAGCCUGAGGGUGUACAGCGAAAAGCUGGUGUAAAUAUCAGAAAGACAAAGCAGACCACACCAAUACAUUUAAGCACAGUGCUGGUCUGCCAUUGGAGAUACUGGCCAAGGUAAAGCCAGUAUAUGUUAGGCUAAGUGAAGCCAGUCUGCUGGAGAAAUGCCUACAUGGCAAAACACAGAACCAGAAUGAGAGUUUGAAUGCAAUGAUUUGGCAGGGAGUGCCCAAGGAGGUGCAUGUCGGCAGGGAUAUUCUGGAAUUGGGCUUGUAUGAUGCUGUAUGUCAUUUUAACAUGGGGUACAGCUCUGUACUAAGACUGUUGGAAGCCCUCAAAAUCCCUGCCGGCAAAUAUACGGAAGCAGGCUGUGGCCUUGAGGAUACUUCUAGAGUUCAGCUUGCAGAGUAUAAAAGUAAGGAGGCAUCUAAAAGAAGGAGCAAGGUCCUGAGAGGCAAAAGAAAAAAGAAAGAGGACAAGAAGAAGCAAGCUGAGGGCUCUCUGUAUGAUCCUGGUGGAUUUUAGAAAGUAUGAUCUGAACACUGCCCUCAUAUUAUGAAUUUACACAUUUACGUUAUCUUUAACUUGAGAUUUCUCAAAUUGUGAGAUUUCCGUAUAUUAGUAAUACUCUAACAGUGAUAUCUUCCAGAGAAUUUGUUGGAAUUGGCUAUUUUUUUCAGGGGAUGUGCAGUAUAUGUAUUCUUAUACAAAGACGUAAAGGAUAAACAUUUGCUUUAAAUCUCAAAUUGAAAAUAAUUUUCAAAUCUGACAAACAAAUAUCCAAAUAUUAGUUUCUGACAAAAUAUUCCUCUAAUUUGAAAAAUAUCACCAGGGUAAUUUCUAUACUUCAUUGUAUGCAUAUGUUGUAGUAGAAGAUUUCCUAAAAGUUUGGUGGCUAUUGAUAAAAAAAUAAAGGAGUUAUCACUGUAAGACUGGAUACCAUGAUUUCGGGGUAAUUAAGCCCCCCUGGUUGCCAUAGCAACGCAAUGUUUUGUCAAGUAUGUCAAUAAAUUUAUCUGAUCACA